Molecule: messenger RNA, 733 nt
Organism: Cucumis sativus (cucumber)
Lineage: Eukaryota; Viridiplantae; Streptophyta; Magnoliopsida; Cucurbitales; Cucurbitaceae
Product: CASP-like protein 4D1
Exons: 3
Coding region: 50-544 (164 amino acids)
Source: RefSeq, a predicted model, not a curated record
UAUUGAAUAUUUGUGCUAAGAAAACUUCAUAAAAGUUUCUGGGAAAAGAAUGGCUUCAAAGGGUUUAAGAAUUGCUUCUGUUAUUUUGAGAAUCUUAACCUUUAUUUUUAUAUUUAUUUCUCUCUUAAUUGUUGCUACCAACACAAAAACUGUUUACAAAUAUACUGUUAAUGAACACAAAGUUAAGUUCAGUGAUGUAAAUUCGUAUCGGUAUGUGGUAGCAGCUACUGUUAUAGGAGGUGCUUUAUGUCUCCUUCAAAUUGCUUUCAACAUUUACCAUCUUGUUACUAAAGCCGAGGGAACUCCUCUUUUCUAUAUGUUCAGCGAUCAGUUGUUAACGUACCUUCUAUUAUCGGCCGCAUCGGCGGGAUUAGGAUCGGGGAUCGACUUGAGAGCAAAUAUUAAAGUGCUGGUUGAUGGCGAUGAUUACAGCUCAUUUUUUGACAAAGGCAAUGCUGGAUCUGCUAUUCUUUUCCUUGCCUUUAUCUGUUCUGCCAUUGUUUCAGUUCUCUCUUCUUUGGCUCUCAUUAAAAAGCCUGUUUGAUUCAUAAUAAGUUAGAAUUCAAAUUGUUUAAUUGUGUUAGACUUUUGUUUAAUUGUGUUAGACUUCUUUUCUUUUUUAUUUGAAGUGUUGAUGGAAGUGCAUUUAUUGGCUUGCGUGUAUUUAUGUAUCCUCCUCUUUAGUAGUUGAUGUAUUACCUUUCAAAUCAACAACGUUCUUAAUGUCUCAUAA